UUACCUGGAGGCUAAGCUUCAAGAAAUCUUUCCCUUACUAAGGCAAAAAUGCUUCAGUGUUACUUGGAAAGAUGAGGAUGGUGAUGAUAUUACUAUUUCUUCUGAUGAUGAAAUGAUAAUUGCAUUAUCAUCUAUGACUGAUACUGUCAUGAAAUUGAAUAUUUACUGUAGUGAGGAUGAGCCUCAGGAAAUUAACAUUGAUGUGGAGAUUACUGCUUCAACUGAGGAUGCUACUGGAGACAAAAAUGCAGUUCAUUGUGGGGUUGUUUGCGAUGUCUGUGAUGUACCAGUGGCGGGAUUCCGUUACAAGUGUGCUAUAUGCCCUAAUUACGACCUCUGCUCUAAGUGUGAGACAGAUGGCCAUCAUUCUCAGCAUAUCAUGGUGCGAUUUCCUAUGCCAAAAAUGUCUCGAUCAUUGGUGAAGGCAGCUAUGAAACGUUCCCGUCAUGUUAUGAAGUCUAUGAACAAUGCUGCGUCAGAUGUUAAGGAACUUUACGAAAGAGCCAAAUAUGAGAGAAGUUGCGAGAAGAAGCGUCAUCAUGGUCGAGGCGAACACUCUCGCCGCUCUGCGCCAUCCUGGUUAGAUAUCUUCAACUCAUAUUUAAAUGAGUUUGCUGAUCUUGCUGGCAAUGGUGGUCUUGAUACCAAUAAAGAUAAGUCUCCGAAACCUGCUGAAUCAGGAAGCCAACAGCAAACUCAAACCGGUGAGAAUGCUGCAACAUCCACAUCUAAACAAGAUGGAGAAGCUGCUGAGUCAGAGCCUCCUUAUGCUGUUAACAUAGAUAAGGACAAAGUUAAAAAUUUUCUUCGAGUACUAAAUGAAAUGCGUGAUGUAGACUCGGAAGGUAAAAAGGUUGAGCAGACGAAUGUGGAUGCUGUAGGAGGCACGGGAACUUCUGAUCAAACAUCUAAAGCUGUCGAUGAGAAUGCAAAGGCUGAAAUAUCAUCUACAACUAAGGAUAUCAAUGAAGCUUCAACUUCCAAAGAUGUGUCUCCUGAGAGGGCUACAGAUGAAUGGACUGUGAUUAACAAGGAAAAAGAUCUGAUAGAUAUGGAACAGAAACCAAUGGAUACGGAUCAGAAUUCAAAGGAUAUGGAACAGAAACCAAGUGCACCACCACAAAAAAAUGUGCCUAUCGGUUACACUCUGCCUCAAGAAUUCCAACAGCAUCUUCACAUUUCGAAGGAGCAACUUUACCCUCCACUGCACACUGCUACUGCUGUGUUGAAUCCUAAUGAGCCGCAGAUGACCCCAUGGGAAAUGUUGACUAAGCGAUGGGAGACUGAAAUUGCUAAACGUAGAGUGCAAAAUGACUUUGAAAUUGACCCGAUCCAAACUGAGCCUCAAUAUCAAUCUCAUAGCUUCAGGUCCAAUAACCAAGCUACAAGACAAGAGCAGACUCAACCUCAGAGCUUUAUGCCCAAUAACGAGGCUAAGACUGCAGCACAGCAAACACAACCUUGGGGUUUCAACCCCAACCAUGCUAAGGCUGGACCACACCAGACUCAAACACGUGACUUCAACCAGCCUAAGGCUGGACAAUCACAACCAAAGGGAUUCAAGCCGAAUAAAGCCAAUAACGACAAGUCUAAGGCUGGACCGCAGCAAACAGAGCCGGCUCAGAGUUCCCAUAUUAAGCCGCAUAUUGCUGCUGCGAUACAGCAGAUGCUGGCUAUGGGGUUCAACAACGAGGGUGGCUGGCUCACACAACUGCUGGAAGGCACUGGGGGCAACAUCGCCGCAGUCAUUGAACUGCUUACACCAGUUAAGCCAAAGUAGAUUCUAAUACAUUCUAUUCCGCUCUUUUCAAUAUUGUAGUGAAAUAUAUUCAUAUUGCUUAAUCAUAGAAAUUUAAAUAUUCAAUUUGUCAACGCAUAAUUCGAUAUUCAUAGCAUCGUAAGGUAGUGGAGAUAUUUGGUGUUUAAUUCAUAUUUGAUCAAUAUUUACUUCUCAUAGAAAUUUAAUCUUUAAAGGCAUUAAUAUUCUUAGAAUUAUAAGGUAGUGGAAAAAUAUUUUUGGUGUAUAAUUCCUUUUAAAUUCAUAUUUAAUCAAUAUUCAUGUUUUAAACAUUUUUAUUCUUAGAAUUAUAUGGUGGUAGAAAUAAUAUAAAUGUAUUCUUUAGUAACUUAGCUAUCCCUUUAGCUGAAAUAAGUAAAAACAACUUUUCUGCAGCUAAUAUGCUGGUCUGGUAGAAACAUUUCGAGAUUAUAAUUUCGUACAUUGAAAUAAUAAUAAAUUUGACAUGACAUGUUAAUUAAGAUUGUAAAGCACAUGGAAAGUGAUCAAAUUUCUGUCUUAAUUAUUUGAUUGCAUUUGGUUUUUCUUAUAUUGUGAUGUAUUGAUCUCAACCUUUGAUAAAAAAAUUAGAGAAAGAUUUACCAUUUAUCUGUUGCUUAGUUUUUUUUUAUAUAGAUAUUUAGUAUACCUACUAUGUAGUAUGCAUAAUUCUGUAUAUUCUAUAUCAAUAAAUAAAUAAAUCUUAAAGAUC
Molecule: messenger RNA, 2489 nt
Organism: Papilio polytes (common Mormon)
Lineage: Eukaryota; Metazoa; Arthropoda; Insecta; Lepidoptera; Papilionidae
Product: protein ref(2)P-like
Exons: 7
Coding region: 113-1780 (555 amino acids)
Biological process (GO): endosome organization; aggrephagy; mitophagy
Cellular component (GO): aggresome; amphisome
Molecular function (GO): protein kinase C binding; K63-linked polyubiquitin modification-dependent protein binding; zinc ion binding
Source: RefSeq, a predicted model, not a curated record